This is a messenger RNA of Puccinia graminis f. sp. tritici CRL 75-36-700-3, 726 nucleotides long. RefSeq lists its product as uncharacterized. The coding region runs from base 164 to 607 and encodes 147 amino acids. The transcript has 4 exons. The record is from RefSeq and is a predicted model, not a curated record. NCBI's taxonomy places the organism in Eukaryota, Fungi, Basidiomycota, Pucciniomycetes, Pucciniales, Pucciniaceae.
GGAUGCUCAAAUAUAUUGAUCUGAACUUGUGCUUAAAAGGCGUCUCUCGAAUUUUAGGGUAGCAGAGAAUUCUUCAUCAGAGUAAUCAGUUGUUCAAUUCAGAUAUUACUGCACGCAAGAUCACAUAAAAAAAGCUUCAGAGGUCCUAAAACAAAAUUGAGCCAUGCUUAUUGCUUUGAACUUAAUCUUGGUCAUGGUGGAGCUUUUCCACUUGAUUCCAAAUUCCAGAUCUGCGGUGUUACAUAGACGAAUGGAAUGGGGGGGAAUGGCACAAUCUUAUGGCCAUAGUGGGGGGUAUGUGCGUUUAGAAACCAAUGAUGGCAAAAAUGAAGCAUAUGUCAGAAGAGAAGAGCUACCCAUCUUGGCGGCAGCUCAAGCCGCGGCUAUAGAAGCUAGAGAAGAGGAGGAUGCAAUGAAGCCAAGGAUUCCAUAUCUAGGACCCAAAACGGUCGCUGAAUCGCAGAAUGGGGAAAGCGUUUGGGAAAAAGUCAAAAAAGUCUACAAUCGCCCAGAGAUUAAAGCGGCGAAUUUUUUGAAUUUGAUGGUUUUUGUCGAUCAUAUUCUUUUUAAUAGUGCAAUGCUAAAGUGGAUUAACCGGUUUUGGUGAUCAAUCACAAUUAUUGUCAGCUAAGCUAUACAUGUCUGUUCUUUAUAAGGGUCACCAGAUCCCCACAAAACCCUACCUUUUCAUGCAUGCAAACAACCAUGAAAAUAAGUGAUUCCGGG